UUGGAAGUUCCGGCGAAGAAGCUGGCGCGGCAGCUCGAUUUCACUGGCGCGCCGGAGCAGUCGCAACCGCAGCAGCCGGUGGCUGUGCAGCCGUUGCCUCCGCAGCCGCCUCAUGUGAGGAUUGGGAAACCAGAAUCUCCAAAAUCAAGAUCAAGACCUAACUUUGAAAUGAAAGAUGCUACUCCAAAGAAGCAAAAGCAGUGCAAUUGUAAACACUCUAAAUGCUUAAAGCUGUAUUGUGAAUGUUUUGCAUCAGGAAUAUAUUGUGAUGGUUGCAACUGUGUAAAUUGUUUCAAUAAUGUUGAAAAUGAAGCUUCUAGACGAGAAGCUGUUGAAGCUACCUUAGAGCGCAAUCCAAAUGCAUUUAGGCCCAAAAUUGCAAGCAGCCCUCAUGGAACACAUGAUAGCAGGGAAGAGACUGGGGAAGUUUUAAUAUUAGGAAAACAUAACAAGGGGUGUCAUUGUAAGAAAUCUGGGUGCCUCAAGAAGUACUGUGAAUGCUUCCAAGCCAACAUUCUUUGUUCUGAAAAUUGUAAAUGCAUGGACUGCAAGAAUUUUGAGGGAAGUGAAGAGAGACAGGCUCUGUUUCAUGGAGAUCAAAAUAACAUGGCAUAUAUUCAGCAAGCGGCAAAUGCUGCCAUAACUGGAGCUAUUGGUUCCUCUGGUUAUUUAUCGCCACCAGUAUCCAAGAAAAGAAAAGGUCAGGAACUCUUCUUUUGGCCUACAACCAAGGAUCCAUCCGUUAGCAAGUUGGGACAACAGGUAAAUAAUGUCAGAGGUCCAGCACCUUCCUCCUCUUUGUCACCUGUCCCAGGUGCUCGUGUUGGAACUGCAACAUUAGGUCCUUCAAAAUUUAUGUACAGAUCUCUUUUAGCAGACAUUAUACAACCACAGCACCUCAAGGAGCUAUGCUCAGUUUUGGUUCUAGUAUCAGGACAAGCUGCAAAGACACUUACAGACCAGAAAAAUUUAUUGGAAAAGCAUGCAGAAGAUCAGACGGAAACUUCCCUUGCUUCUUCAAGUCAAGAGCAAUUACCAAAUCAAAAGCAAGGUCAUGUUGAGAAGACUGUAGCUGAUGAUUGUUCGAGUGCAAACCAAACAGAUAAAGUCAGCCCCGAUAAUUCCAGUUCAGACAAUUCCAGUUCAGACGGUGCUGAUGUCCCAAAAGGGAGGCCAAUGUCUCCCGGGACUUUAGCCUUGAUGUGCGAUGAGCAAGAUACAAUGUUCAUGACAACUGCCUCCCCCAUUGGGCCAAUGGCCCAUCGCAAUACAUCUUCACAAUUUCCUUAUGGACAAGGAAUGACAGAGGUCUAUGCUGAGCAAGAAAGGAUUGUAUUAACAAAGUUUAGAGAUUUUCUCAAUAGGGUUAUCACUAUGGGAGAAAUAAACGAAACAAAGUGUUCUUCAUUUGCUAGAAAUGAACUAGAGAGCCAAAAGGACCCAAUCAUCAAAUGCAUUGGAAGUGCCAGUUCUGAGAUAGUGCGUCAGCAGGGAGUCACUAGCAACGGUGUUAGUGUUACUAAAUCUGUUGUUUCACCCGCGGCUACAACUUCGGCAUCUUUAAUCCCUGGUAAUAUUGCUGAAAAUGGGGAGACUAAGGUUAAGAUCGAAAAAGAGAUAUGAAAGGAAUAUAACUUAGAAGAUGUGCAGAGAUACGGUUGAAAGAAAAAUGAGAAGGUCUUUAAGGUAUGCCAGAACUUUUCUGUAAUAUAAUUAUAAAAACAUUGUCAUUCUUCAUUUUCUGCCUUAUCUGAAAGGUCUGCUAAGCAUCCAGAGCCCACCAUUAGCCCAUGUAGGAUCAAUUUUUUUCUUUUUCUUCAUUUUUCUUGUCCUAUUUUGGUCAUUCAUACAUAUCUAAAUUAAUUUUUCAGCUUCAACAUUGCAUUAUUGCAAUGCUUGUAAAUUGCUGAAUUAUAAUUUCAUAAAGUAUAUCGCUUAGGUUUUUUGUUGAAUGACUUCCAUAGCUUGUAAUUUAACAUACAUACAUUUUUAUUCAGGGAUUUUUCCAUGUUUCCCUUUUCUUCUACUAUGUUCAUUACUAUGCCCUUUGUAUUGCCAGUAAUAUUUCAAGCGAUGAGGUUUGAGCUCUGUAAUAAUUCAAUAAGCUGUUACUGACUUUGGCUAGGCCAUCGAGUGUUUAAACAUUUUAAAUUUGGGCAUGUUGUUGUCUUAUUAUUUUGAA
This is a messenger RNA of Cajanus cajan (pigeon pea), 2182 nucleotides long. RefSeq names its product Tesmin/TSO1-like CXC domain-containing protein. The record is from RefSeq and is a predicted model, not a curated record. Gene Ontology annotation, cellular component: nucleus. NCBI's taxonomy places the organism in Eukaryota, Viridiplantae, Streptophyta, Magnoliopsida, Fabales, Fabaceae. Gene Ontology annotation, biological process: regulation of DNA-templated transcription.